GGAUUGCACCUCUCUUCCCAAAGCCUGACAGCAAACAGCUGAACACCUCUAGUUUCAUGCAUGUAAAGAUUAAAAAAAAAGUAGCCGUGCUUACUCAGCAGAUUAUAAAGAGCUAUUUAGAAAAUGCACCUUUCUUCCUGACCAGCUCGUGCCUUUGUAUAUAUAUGACCAAAGGUCCCAGCUUAUCAUUUCUUUUCCUGCACAACCAGGAGGUUUCCAGCAGCAGCAACAGCAGCCACGGGCAGUACAAUACUCAGGAAGGUUCCCAGAAGGAUGGCCUCCCUCCUGGAGCUGAAGGAAAUCUUCCGCAAUGCCGAUGCAGUGUGCUUUGAUGUGGAUAGUACAGUCAUCAAGGAAGAAGGAAUUGAUGAGCUGGCAAAGUUCUGUGGAGUUGGGGAUGCUGUGGCAGAAAUGACACGGAGAGCUAUGGGAGGCUCUGUGACAUUCAAAGCUGCUUUAACGGCUCGACUAGGACUUAUACGUCCCUCCUGCGAGCAAGUGCAAAAACUAAUUUCAGAACAUCCUCCUCAGCUCACACCAGGGAUAAGGGAGCUGGUAAGCAGGCUUCAUCAGCGAGGCAUCCAAGUCUUCUUAAUAUCCGGAGGUUUUCAGAGCAUUGUGGAGCAUGUCGCUUUACAGGUGAACAUUCCAACAGCAAACGUGUUUGCCAAUAGGCUGAAGUUUUACUUUAAUGGAGAAUAUGCAGGGUUUGAUGAGACACAACCAACAGCUGAAUCAGGUGGAAAAGGAAAGGUUAUCAGUCAUCUGAAGGAAGAGUUUCACUUUAAGAAGGUAGUUAUGAUUGGAGAUGGAGCUACAGACAUGGAGGCAUGUCCCCCUGCGGACGGCUUCAUUGGAUUUGGAGGAAAUGUAAUCAGGAAACAAGUAAAGGAGAAAGCCAAAUGGUACAUCACUCACUUUGACGAACUGCUUAAAGAACUGGAAGAACGAUAAGUUAUACAGUAACAUAGUAUUUUUAUUAACAAUUAUAGUAGAUCAAUAUAUACAAUGCAAUUAAACAUAUUUUUGUUUG
Chelonia mydas (Green sea turtle) is the source of this 1033-nucleotide messenger RNA. RefSeq names its product phosphoserine phosphatase (gene PSPH). NCBI's taxonomy places the organism in Eukaryota, Metazoa, Chordata, Testudines, Cheloniidae. Bases 274 to 954 code for a protein of 226 amino acids. Gene Ontology annotation, cellular component: cytoplasm. Gene Ontology annotation, molecular function: L-phosphoserine phosphatase activity; magnesium ion binding. The transcript is spliced from 6 exons. The record is from RefSeq and is a predicted model, not a curated record. Gene Ontology annotation, biological process: dephosphorylation; L-serine biosynthetic process.